UCUACGCGCCGGUGUCUGUGGAGGAGAACAGACAUGCUCACUAGUGCUAAGCAGCUUCUGUGCUCGUGUUUAGACAAACAGCGCCUCUAAGUGGACAGGCAACAGUAAACUAUGUCAUCAUGAGACAAACUCUCUACUUUUCAGGUGUCAAACUGUCCCAGCUGGAGACAGCCAACGGGUAGAAGACGGUGUGUUACGUGACAUAUUGUGGUUUUAGCGUCUUGACGAGGCUCUGAUGUUAUCUGCAGAUAACGUGAUGCUGCGGCGCUAGCAAAGAACUGCUAUCGAUAGUUAACACGCUAGCGUCCAGCAGCAGCAACAUGGUGCGACUGCAGUGAGAAAGAAAUCGUUUCCGAUUUAUUUGACCGUCCCUGUUCCCCCCCGAGAAGCUGCGGUGGGUGUUACUCUGUCAACCGUGGCCAAAGCAAUGACCUCUGUAGCAGCGACAUCCUCCGAUCCUCCGGGGCUGCGAGCAGCGGCAAGCCGAGAUGCGUGCUCCGUGAGCCCGCUGCAGAGGCUGCCUGCGGUGCCUGGAGACUCCCCGAGCCGAGUGAACGACCUGCUGCUGCUGCGGCCUCAUAUGCAAAACCAGGGGGACCCCGAACCAGAGGAGAAGAGCAGCAGGCAUGUUGUGUUUUUCCACGGAGAUAUACAGAACUUCCAAGAGGAGAUGGCCGUGCAGCCUGAGGGAGCUCUGUGGCUCUCCUGGAGUCUGGAGCAGGUGGCCUUCACUCUGGGCAGACGGUUCCCCGACCAACACGUUUGGGUGGUCAGAGCCUCACGCAUGUAUCUCCACAAGUUCAGCUGCUACCGCAACUUUGUGGAGAGCAACAUGUUCGGGGCACCAGAGUACUCACCUAACUUUGGAGCGUUUCGACAUCUCAGGGCUCUAUUGAGCAACGGCAUGGAGCGAGCCAACCUUCCAAACCCCCUCCAGCCACAAGGAGGUGCUGAUAGCAUCCCCUCAGAGUUUUCACUGAUGCUUGUUGGCUUCAGCAAAGGCUGCGUGGUGCUGAACCAGAUGUUGUACGAGCUGGGCGGGGCCCGCGAUGACCCGCAGAUGUCCCCUUUCAUUAAAUGCCUCUCUGCCAUGUACUGGUUGGACGGUGGCCACCCGGGGGGCAGUGAGACCUGGGUGACAGACAAGCGGGUGCUGAAGGAGCUCGCUGCCAGUGGGGUGUCAAUUCACGCCCAUGUAACCCCUUAUGAGGUGUGUGACCCGAUGCGGGCCUGGGUGGGCCGCGAGCAUGGACACUUCAUCAAAACCCUGGAGGAGUUUGGGGCCUGUCCGAGUAACAAGCUGCACUUUGAGGAAGAGCAGCCCUCCAUCGAGAACCACUUCAGGGUCAUCCAGGAGUUUUGAGUGUGGUUCGGAGUGGCCAUGAGCAAAUGAAGAGCACACACACACGCCUCUUUAUAGUUGUGAGGACACUCAUUGACAUAACGCAUUCCCUAGCCCCUAACCCUAACCUUAAAUGUUAGGAGCAACCAAAAUGUCCUCACGAUGAUGGUAUGGCAAAAUCGGCCCUCAUAACUAUACAUGGACACUCAUACACUUACACACAGAGAAACCGAAAAGCUGAAUGUCCGAGCAUCACUGAGCACUUUAGAUGGUUAGCUUACAGCCUUAGACUUGUUGGCUGGUUUUACCUCAGUCUUCUGGCGAUUUCAGGGUUCAGACAGAGCAUGUGAAAGAGGCUGUGGUGUUAUGUUUCCUUUCUGCUGCUUAAUGCCCUCAAUCUGAGGUGGAAUGAUCAGGUAGCCUUCCUCCGUCUCUGCUAGAAGACCUUAGAUAAAUGGAACAUUCACUGUCUUCUUUCAAGGGCUUUCCUAGAGGCUUUUGUUUUUUGUAUUAAUCCAUAUUAAUAAGCAACUUGUUAAAAAUGUAAUGCAGCUGUCGAAAGCUGAUGUGGAUGUCCAUUACGCUAAACAUGUCUUCCUCAGACUUGUUUGGUCUUCAAUGAUCCUAGAUUGUGUAGUCAACCAGUGGCCGAUGGAUGAAGCCAAGUACACAGGCAGAACAUUAAAACCGGUUCUGUCAUUCCCUCAGUGGGAAGAAUGUGUCACAGCUUUUCUGUUUGACUGUCAGGUUGCUUAGUCACCAACAUAAACAAAUCGGCUUGUCAUUGUUACUCUGAUCUUAUCGCAAAUGACACAAUCUCCCAUCAAGGUUCCUUUAGUAGUGGAGGAUGUGGAAUCUUAACGAGGUUGAUAACCAUGUGGACCUAAAGGUGAGAUUUUCGCAACUGCUGUGUUCAAGAGUCAACUUUAAAACUCCUAUGACAACAUUGUUUGACAUAUUUCCUGACUUCCUGAUGAUUAAACCUUUUUGUUUUGUCACUUUUUUCUAAAUAUCAACAAACUUAAAUUUUCUCAAUUUACUUGAUUAGAGUUGUUUCCUCACAACACAUUUUUAUGUUUUUGCCGAUAUGCAAAAUUAGCUUUAUAAAUAAAAGGUAAGAAGUAGACAGACUAAUGCUGAUGUACACAUUUGCCAAAAUAUACUCACAACAUAAUAUAUGAAAGGUAUUCAGUAAUUUGAAUUAAAUAAUUUGACCAUGCUCCCCACAGUAAUGUACAUUGCUGUAUGUAAAUUUACACAUACAUGCUAGUUGUCUGAGAUGUGAUGAGACUGCUGCUUCUGUCAGUGUUGGCAGCAUUUGUAUUAACUUGUAUGUUGUCUUCCAGCCUGUAUGUGUAAGCUUAUGUAAGCUUAUAUCUUUGCACUGUGCUGACGACCGCAGCUCAUUUCACUGAAUGUAACUUCAGGGCAUUCCAUUGUGUCUACUCGCUGUGUGUAAGCAGUGGGUUGUUUACCUACUGCACAGCCAACUGAACACACUGUGCUUCGAACCAUCUGCUUGGUGACUGGUGCACAUUGACACCAAGCCACUCUGUCCUCUACUGUCCCGUUAACGGUUAACCAGUGACGGAGCAUGAAUCACGCCUUCAGCCCUGUUGAAUCAGCAGGGUGGAGAAAUAAAGAAAAAGAACUGAAAACAAA
This is a messenger RNA of Pleuronectes platessa (European plaice), 3004 nucleotides long. RefSeq names its product chromosome 14 C2orf69 homolog (gene c14h2orf69). Lineage: Eukaryota; Metazoa; Chordata; Actinopteri; Pleuronectiformes; Pleuronectidae. The transcript has 3 exons. Gene Ontology annotation, cellular component: mitochondrion. The record is from RefSeq and is a predicted model, not a curated record. Bases 428 to 1363 code for a protein of 311 amino acids.